GGAUGAGGGAAGUCCUUAUAACCCAGGCUGGGAGAUCAGAGUGCACUCACUAUCAGGCAUUCAGGCAGGCAGGCUGGCUGGGGUCAGGAUCACACGGAGAUCGCAGCGCUGAGCAGUCAUUCCCUCACUAUACCCUCACUACCAGAAAACCCCAAUGCACGGAUUAGCACCAAUAUGCUGGGGCUCCACGACAGAUAAAAGGAUAUUAUCCAAGACACCUGGGCUGGAUUGCUUCAUCUUUUCCUUAUGAAGAAGACAAAAACUUGGAUUAUCACAUUUAUUUUCCUUCAAAUACAAUUCAUUUGUUUUGGGAGUCCUUGCGGAAAUCCAGUCACUGAUGCUGUGAAUGACAUUGAAAAACUGGUUGGAAAUCUCCCAAAAGAUUACAAUAUGGCGCUGAGAUAUGUUCCAGUAAAUGAGAAUCUGCCCAAACACUGCUGGUUAUACGUGAUGCUAUAUGAAGUGACUAUCCGUCUUGAUGAUCUUUCCGACAAAUUUUCCACUUCGUCACAAAAUUAUUUAAUCUUAAAUAAUCUUGCACUGAUAAUGCAAGGCAUUCGGGAUUGUGUUCAACUUAGUGAACAAAUGGAAUUUGUAGAAGAAUAUUCUCGACAGGAAGAAAAUUUCUAUCCAGAGAAUUUCUUCCGUUUUGUCACCAAAACAAUUGAAGUAUUCACAGAAAUCAACAACACAGAUUAUGACAGGACAUGUGUUCUGCCUACUUUGAAUUAUUCAAGUCAUAGAACAAAUCCAGAACUGGCUUAUGUCCCAAGCACUCUGAAAAAUAGCAGCAGAAUUAGUUCGCCAAACACAAAUGAGUCUCUCAGUAAAAUCACAUUACAUUGGACGAGUAUAGCAUCGACAGCUAUGGGCUGUCUAUUCAUCGGCUUUUUAUUUGGAGUUUUAUGCUGGUGGAAGGUCAAGCACAGGGCAAUGCCAAAAGAAGCUGUGGGAACGUCAGACUUUUGUGAAAGUAGAGAUUCUAGUGAAUCAAACAACAUGUUACAGCCAGUUGCUCUGAUAUAAUAAUAUAAUGUGGUUUUCCAAAAGUUGCAGUUGCAUUAUCCGGCAACCGUGUGUUCUCUUCUUGACCAGAGUAGUGUGAAACUUUGCCUUCUUCUUCUGCAACUACAGACUUUAAGACUCUCAACAGUGUAGAGAUUACUUACUUUGUUGCAGCAACCACCACAACAACUUAGCCCAGAGCGUUUGUACACUGCUGGAUGGAGUGCAUUUUAUGCAUAUUCUUUUUGCCUCGUCAGCUGAAAAGAACCUUGCUUGGUACAUUAGGCUAUAUUCAAUUCCACCAAGAAUCAGACAAUUUGCUACACACAAAAGCUUGAAAUGCUCCUAUUUUCUCUUGAAGAAUCUCUCUAUCUUGGCAGAACAUAACAAAAGCAUAGGUUCACUGGAUACGUAGAUGUGUUUUGCUUUGGGUUACAAACUUUGAAAGAUUUCUUUAAAAUGACCUUGCUAGCUAUCACCACCUCUCUCUGCCUUUUGGAUUUUGAAACUAUGCAGGACACAGAAUGAUGGAAGACACAUAUUGUGUGAGCUUGAUAUACUCCCAGUUCCUGCCCUCUGCUUGAGGAAUGUUGUCUGUGGAUAUUAAUGAUGGCACAGUUGAAGAAUGAGGUUCAUUCACAAUAAUACAAAGAUUCUUUUACAGCAGAUCUGCCUUCCUCAAUAUUUCUGGAUCGACUAGCAACAAAAAGCAAUUAUCCAGCAAAGCUAGCACAACAGUCAGGAUAUACAUAUAUACUUUUUUUUUUUUUUUUUUUAAGUUCACAUAUAAAUAUAUUUUUUGAUAAUGGACACACAUUUCUGUAUAUAAAGUAUUAUGUUAUGUACCACUUAAAUUGAGUUGUGGCUCUCUGAUGGCUAA
Messenger RNA from Pelobates fuscus (common spadefoot toad), 1885 nucleotides. It is a transcript of the gene KITLG, whose product is annotated as KIT ligand. NCBI's taxonomy places the organism in Eukaryota, Metazoa, Chordata, Amphibia, Anura, Pelobatidae. The record is from RefSeq and is a predicted model, not a curated record. The coding region runs from base 247 to 1026 and encodes 259 amino acids. The transcript is spliced from 10 exons. Gene Ontology annotation, biological process: cell adhesion; positive regulation of cell population proliferation. Gene Ontology annotation, molecular function: stem cell factor receptor binding; cytokine activity. Gene Ontology annotation, cellular component: plasma membrane.